Molecule: messenger RNA, 7581 nt
Organism: Homalodisca vitripennis (glassy-winged sharpshooter)
Lineage: Eukaryota; Metazoa; Arthropoda; Insecta; Hemiptera; Cicadellidae
Source: RefSeq, a predicted model, not a curated record
GCUCAGCAGUCAGUCCCCGUGCCGUGCCUUCAGUCAGUCGUGUGUGUGCGUGCCCCUAGUGAUUACCCCGGCUCUUAACUCCAGACAUCUCUCAUUGGUGCGGGCAUGAGGUACCACUGACUGAGUCUUCACGCACGACCACCGAUUUCGAGUUCUUUACAUACUCAGGCUGGCUGAUAGGAAACACCUCACUACAGAUCUAAGGUGACGAUUGAAGAUGGGCGGAGGAUGGGCCGCCGCCUGCCUACUACUGGCCGUAGCUGCGGUCACUGGAGAAGACCGGUGGAGCCGGCCGGCCACCCCUGAGCGCAGACAGGGUGACUGGGUACCUCUAACGUGUGCUAACUGUAGGCCGUUAGCAGAUCAGAGUGUGCAAGCGUCCAACAGUCUGCCGAGCGUGUUGACACCUCCACCCCGAGUAGAGGAGGCCAGACUGCUGCCGCCGCCGCCUCCCCCGGACCCGCUCUUCCAGCAAGCGGCCACCGGUUUCCUGCAGGCCUACACACAACAGCAAUCGGCUCACAGGAAUCCUCACCACCAGUUUCUACAAGAGACCACUUCGCAGACCGUCAACCGACCGCAAGCGCAGUUCUUGAAGUCGAAUAAUAUUCCUGCAAGUACUAAACCCUCCCAAAGUUUCCUGCAAGAGCCCAGCGCCGACUUCCAACCGCCCCAGCAGCCCCAACAGCCCAACAACCAGCAGUCCACUAGGCAAUCUCAUUUACUUCAAUUCAACCAACAACAAUUUAUCCCCGAGAGUGGACCGUAUCUGAACCAACCGUUAUUCUUAGGGCCCCAAAUCAUAGCAGCGGCACCUUUCUUCCCCACAGUCAGGCAUACCUCCCCAGAACAUACAGCCGAUAAAUCCGAUCCAGAUUCAGCCUCAAGCUCCCAUUACACCGAAUACACUGCCAGUCAACAAGCAGAACUUCCAACUUCCAGUCGAAGGCCAACGUUCAUACAACAAAUUACGGCAGCGGCACAAGAGCCUACGAGUGUGCCACAACAGGCUGUAACUCAGACCACAGCACCACAGUUACAGUACACUCUCAACAACACGAGCAGUCAGAAUAACGAGGGUGAAGGAGAAGAAAUUCAACUGUUGUACGUUCCUGUGGAAACACUGAACCACAGAGCGAGAAAUCUGGGCAAAUCUAAAUCUUUGCCACAUAACCAGCACAAUGUAGUCAACCAACAACUACAGGGAGCUGACAGUAACAGGUUCACUAGCCCAGGGCAAAGUUUUGACUUUACGACAAGAAAACCACAUCUUGAAGAUCACGAAAACUUCAAUACUCAAACGUCUAAACAGCAAUACAAAUCCAAACAAAAUUUCCAACACCAGCAGCAGUUUCCUCCGGAAGACCAAGAAAAGUACAAUACCCAAACACAUAGUGUGAGACAACAGUUUAAUAUCAACCCACAAGGUGACCAAUUUCAGCAACAGGCACAAAACUUUAAACUAGAAGGCCAGAACAUAAAACAGCAGUAUAAUUUUAAAACCGAUGAUCAUUUUCAAAUACAAGCUCAGCAAGACCAAGUAAACCCAAGCUUGCAAUUUAACAACCAACACAACGAUCAUUUUCUACAACAACAAAUUCGUCAGGAUAUUGCAAACACACACUCUCAAAUCCAUAACACCAGACAACACAAUGUAAAACUAAACGAUCACAAUCAAGAUCAAAUCCAACAGGAUCAGGCAAGCUUCAGUGUUCAAAAUAAUUUUAAUGCAAAUGAUCACUUAAAUGCACAGCAAAAUAUUAAUAUCCAACAGCAACAACCACAAGUGGAACAAACAAACUUUAACACGAGACCACAGACAAAUCAACAGCACUUGCAUGGCAACCAUCAAUUUCAACAACAACAAGUCAACCAACAAGCAUUGAGGACUGUUAAGGAACAACCAUACGUUAAUCAGCCCUUGAAAUUAGAUGAACAUUUAGGAACAGGACAAGGUCAAAUCCAGCAGCAUUUUUCAACACAGCAAACUCAAUUGCAGCAACAAUUCGACCUACCUGAAGUUAAUCAUCAAACUGUGGCUCCAGUAACCCAAACAAGGGUGCCUGAUGCAUUGACCACUCAACACAUUACCAGUCAGAACUACAGAAACCAACAACAAGAUGUGACAAGAAAUGUACAACAAAACUCAAAUGACGCAUUUACAACUCAACUUACUGCUAGUCAGAACUACAGAAAUCCACAACAAGGUGUGACAAGAAAUGUACAACAAAAUUCAAAUGAUGCUUUGACUACUCAACAUAUUACCAGUCAGAGCUACAGAAAUCCACAACAAGACGUAAUAAGAAAUGUGCAACAUAACUCAAAUGGUGCAUUGACUACACAACAUGCUGCCAGUCAGAACUUCAGGAAUUCACAACACGAUGUGACAAGAAAUGUGCACCUAAAUUCAAAUGAUGCAUCAACUACUCAACAUAUUGCCGGUCAUAAUUACCGAAAUCCACAACAAGAUGUGACAAGAAAUGUGCAACACAACUCAAAUGCUCAGUUUACAAGAAAAUUUCCACAAGAUUAUCAAUCUGCAGUAACCACUUCACAGCCACCCUCACCUGAAAAUGUCAACGUUCCAGCCCACAGUGUAACACAAAACCAACAACCAUCUUGGUCAAACCAGAACCAACUCAACCAAGAACAACACUUCAAUCAACAACAACUCCAGCAGUUCCAAGAAAACAUAAAUCUUAACCAGCAAGUAUUGAAAGAGGAUACUCAAUUUCAUCCCGAACACGACCAUAUAUCGAGUGUAUCCUCCUUACCAUCUACUCUUCCAUCUCUACAAACCACACCAGCACCAAACCAACCACCUUUAUCAGUUUAUAUGGAAACAACAGAAAAUAACAAAGUUAAUGAUGUCCUAAGAUUACUUAAAAAUGCUAAAACAAUCCAAGUACUAGAUACAGUUGGACCUGAAUCCCCACAAGUAUUUGUAGGACCAUCCAACUUAAAAGCACCUGCAGGCUAUAUUAAAUUUGAAUUGCCUUACUUGAAUUCAUUAGAAAGCAACAGAGUUGAAAGAAAAGUUGAUAAACUUCCAUUUUUUGUUGCCCCUCUGAAUUUUAAUCCUCCUCCUGGAUAUUCUAAGAUACCAUUUCCAGCUCCUCAUAUCGGAUCUGUAGUGGUCUCGAAUGUAACUGUUUUAAAGACUGCACUUCAUGAGAAGCCAUAUGAAAAUGAUCAAGUAGUGAUAUCUUCAACAGAACGAUAUCUGGAUCAGUUUACGUUACCAGCUGAGAUCCCGCCGAUCAGCCCUCAGUUGCCUUCUCUGAUCAACUCACUCAGAGAUGAAGUUUUUACUGGCUCUUCUACAACUGCAUUGCCGUCAACAACUACAGAACCGGCAGCUGUAUUCACGACUCAGGCCUACAGAGGAAGAGGACCCAGCAGAGGUUCCCACAGAGCUACUUCCAACUACCAAACAUCAGCGUCACCAACAAGAAGGCAACAUUCUCGAACAAGGAGGCCAUAUGAUGGGCGGCCUUACUCUCGCAGACAGCCAAUAACAACUACUACUACCACAACCACUACAGAAGAGCCAUCUACUGAAGCUUUUGUGCAGCCAUUCACAACUCAACCAGAGCAAUUAGCAUACAACAGUAACGAUUAUAUUCAAAAUACUGCGGCACCUAUCAAUUUACAAACAGGAAAUGGCCAAUCUAAUUUCCAAUCUAAUACCGGUGAAUACUUUGAUGAGCGUUUUGUUGCCAACAAUUAUAAUCAAGACCACUCAGUUUCCCAACAGCAAGUUACACAGUCAGUACAAAAUCAAAAUAUUCCAACACCAACUAUCAACAACUUCCAAGGUUCUGAACAAUACCAGCAGCAUUCAGAGAUACCCCAUAAUAGAUAUACAGGGGAGUCUGUCGUUCAAACUACUGUUCUUCCAACUGUAUCUGUUCCAGACGUACAAACAGAGGAACACACUUUCAAAAGUCAAAGAACAAAUGACAUUAGAAGGGACCCUUUAAGACAACACCAGAGGUUUAGAGGAAGGCAAAGAAUUACUACUACUUCUACUACUACAGAAUCUUACGAAGAACCAGUCCAACCAAUAGAAAACAAAUUUAGUCAACAAGGAGGUCAUAGACUGAAUUAUCAGAACUUACCCAGUAGACAAACUCUUAGAAACAAUAACCACCACAGACUAGUGGAGAAUACACACUUUGAAGCUAAUGCUCCACUCAAUAAAUUUGCCGUUCAGACAGAAAGAGCUGAUGUAAAUUUCCAAACAACAGAAAGAUUAAUUCCUUCACAAAAAGAUCAAUACAUUCAACAAAAUGUGAAUGAAGAUAGAUUUAGUACUCAGAUUAACACAGGGAGUCGGUUUGAACAACCACCACAAAUUUCUGAUCCUACAAUUCAACAAGUAGGUCUCCAGCAACAGCAGGUUACACAGGCACAGUUUGAUACAAACCCUGAACAAUCUAACUUUAAUGCAAACUAUUCUCAAAAUGGUUUUGAUUUUGUGUCAACACCUCAACAGAACACCCAGACUCAGUAUACAACAAACGAAUUCCAACAAAUAAAUGUUCAGAAAGAUACUCCACACCAAGCAGACAACUUUCACGAAGCUCAGCCGAAAAUCCAGCAGGUAAAUUCAGAAGAGAACAGGCCAAUUAGCUUAUCUCCUGUACAGUCGCAACAAAACUAUUUUGACCAAAUUCAACAGCAAAGACAAUCUACUAUUCAAGAGCAAGUUCCAUCCAUUAAUCAACAACAAUUUAGUCAUGAACAGUCAUUCCAACACUCUCAAGAAAAUAUUAGGGAACCUUCCAAUAUUAAUCACAACCUACAAGGACAACAUGUUUCAACUACAGGUCAUUUUGAACAAGUAACUGAAAUAGCGGCUCCUGCUUAUCAAGCAACCGCUGUUCAAGUAGAAGAUGGAUCACAAUCCAAAGUCGAAGAGGAUCCUCGAGUACAGCAAUAUAACCAACAACACUUUGUGAAAUAUAACAGGGUUGUCGGUAAAACUCCAGAAAAUGUUAAUUUUGCACCAGCUGAAGAACAAACCGUGAACACAAGAAGAGGACAGAAUCAAUACCAAAUAAACAUUGAUAGUUCUGAUGUCAGCACUACAGAAGCCGCGGUAACCAGAGCAUCUCUUGUGCGAGUGAGAGGAAGGGUUCGUAAUAGACAGCGAGGAUCAACUAGAAACUAUCAAACAACAACAACUGAAGCACCAAACUACCCAACAACAUAUCUGAGUAGGCAAAGGAAUCAUCCAGAAAAGGAAGAAAAUCAAGAUUACAACUCAAGGAAACGAAUCAACUACGGUGUUAGGCCCACAUCAGGUUCAUUCAGAAACAGUAAUUUCAACAGGGAAGUUAACCGAGACCAGAGUGUAACCGAGGCUAAUUAUGCCAUAACUGAGAAACAGUUGACUCCAGAUGGAUUUGUAGAGUAUCCAGAAGUUUCCACCACAACAACCACAACUGAAACACCAUCCACCAAACCUUCUAGGAGAUAUCAGCAUAUUCUCAACAGAAACAAACUCCGACGAACAAGACCGACUAAUUCUCCUGUAUCUUCAGGCACAACUAAGUUUCUACAACCUACAACUUCGCCUCCAGUGACACGUCUACCAAGCAGCAGAGCACGAAUUCGUAAGCCAGGGACCACAACAACAACAACUUCUACGACCGAGUAUCCUCAAGUGAAUCCAAGUUGGAACGAAAGAGACAAUUUUGCACCUUCAGCGGGCAGCAACGAAAUACUGGAACCUCUUUAUCAAACUAGAGACAAGCAGCAACCAUCGUUUGGUUUUCAACGAGCCCCUAUUCUCCAGAAACAAAGACCGCAGCCAGCGUCUUCAGACGACGAUGAAUUCUGGAACCAGGCAGUAACAAUCCAGCAGAGUACGAGUUUUGAUUUCAAACCGGAUCCUUCAGCUGUAACACCUCCUUCCUUCCAAGCGAAUACCGGUGAGGCUCAGGGAACAUUUGCUCCGAUUUGGGAUGGCCAGAUAGAGCUACAGGAUGGAAACUACUAUGACUAUUUCCAUCAAAAGCAAAUCGAGAAGAACAUUAAUGAUCAGACUCCGUUCUCAUCAGAUCAGCAAAAGGUCGUCUAUAAGGAGAUUAAAAGCAGACGACCCAUUGGCAAAGAAAACCAAUAUACUGAGAAAACUUAUGAGAUCAGAAGGCCAUCUGUCAGUGAUGAGGAGGAUAUUCCUCAGAAUGAAAGGGUAUAUCCCGUUUAUAGAGAGAUAAUAAAACCAGCUGAAACCAUUCAAGAUGAAAUCACCCAAACUGUUGUAGAUGCAUAUGGAGUAGAAGGAAAAUAUUUACAUGAAAAAGAUAUAAAUGAGUCAUCCGAACAGCAGAUAAAAAAUAUUCAAAAUGAGGAAACACCUAAUGUAGAAGGAGAAAGUCAGCAGCCCAAGGUGGGUGCCCUUAAAAGGAAAAUUAUCGCUACCAACACAGGAAAAAAGGGAGGAAGAAGGCGAGGUAGCUGGGUACGAGUGAGAGUGCGUAAGCCACAAGAUAUGUUUGAGACAGCGGAAUCACAGAAUCUGGCAAGCCUGUCGGAGAACGCAAUCCAAGCAGCGACGAAGGCCACGAGUGAUAAGGGGACAGGGUCGUGGAGCACAGAAUCUACAACAGAGGUCCAGUCCUCUACAGAAGCCCAGACAACGACAGAGGCCGUCAGCGAGCCUGCAGAAACCAUCAACUUUGAGGAGGCCCUCAAGGACAUGCUGAAGGAGUUCAUCACCAAUCCCGAGGAGGACAAUAAGGAGGAAGUUGAUACGGAAGGAAACACUGACUCAGCUGUGAACUGGGCAACUGAUGUCUCCACCUCAUCGGAGGAACCAAAGGAAGAGGAACCGAAGGAAGAGGAACCGGAGGUGACGAACCUUGGAGAAAAACAAAAUGUCGAUGUCACGACCUUAGGAGAAGCUGAACAAGAGAAGACCACCAAAGAAGAUGCGAAACAAGAAGAAAGAGUGAGAACUGUUCUUCCUGAGGUGACAACAGAAAUAUUCACCCAAGAGCCAACAACGAUUUUCCAAACCAUAGAAAAUGUUGAAACGACUCUAGAACCGGACGUGACAACUUCCCCGAACGAACACGUGUACCAACAGCAUUCGAGGGUACUCGGGACAUCAACAACAACAGAGAUUUCUCUGGAAACAGAGAUCUGCUACAGAGGGCGCUGUGUCAAGACAAAAAAGGCAGAUGGUGAGAGUGAUUUGUUAACGACAGAGUAAAACUUUGCCAUAAAGUCUUGUGAAAGUCAAAUCAGAACUAUUAAAAGUGAAGACAAGGACACUAACUGAAGUGCGAUUGUUUAUUUUGUAAAGAUUAUUUAUUGUCCACGAAUAUUUAUCAGUCUUCCUCUUAAGAAUUGUUCUGAUAUAAGUGAAUCGAACAUUGUGUACAGUACCAUUAUACAAAUUAUCUUGUGUUAUCUACUGAAUAUGACUGAUAUUGUAUUAUAAGCUCAAGCAUCUAUGUUAUUUAUACUUAACAUUGUAAGAAAAUAGCUUUAGGUAUUUAAUGUAAUGAUAGAUUCAUUGAAUGUUUGUAAAGACAACGAUUUGUAUAAAAUGAAUGAUGCAACUCA